Molecule: messenger RNA, 1129 nt
Organism: Coccinella septempunctata (seven-spotted ladybird)
Lineage: Eukaryota; Metazoa; Arthropoda; Insecta; Coleoptera; Coccinellidae
Product: inositol monophosphatase 1
Exons: 3
Coding region: 132-959 (275 amino acids)
Biological process (GO): signal transduction; phosphatidylinositol phosphate biosynthetic process; inositol metabolic process
Molecular function (GO): inositol monophosphate 1-phosphatase activity
Source: RefSeq, a predicted model, not a curated record
CAAUCCAAUUAUCUUUCUGUGAUAAUUAAAUUAUCGAUAAUUUUUUGAAAUCAAAUGAACUCUUUGAUCUGAAUAUAAUCUGAAUUACCCUACACAAUCUGAAUCUUCAGAGUCCAUUUAGUGUUUUAGCUAUGUCUCUUAAUACAGAUAAAUUUUUGGAAAGCGCUCUAUCCGUUGCCAAACAAGCUGGAGAGUUGAUAAGAUCUCAAUUCAACAACAGAAAUAAAACUAUCACUACGAAAGAAUGCGACAUAGAUUUAGUUACAGAAACUGAUAAAGCUGUAGAAGAGUUAAUUAUCAAUAGUCUCUCGAAGGAAUUUCCAGAUCAUCGAUUCAUAGGUGAAGAGACAACUGCUGAUGGGAAAAAGGUGGAAUUAACAGAAGUGCCAACGUGGAUUAUAGAUCCCAUUGACGGGACAUUGAAUUUUGUUCACUCGUUUCCACAUUCUUGCAUUUCUUUAGCGUUGUUCAUCAACAAAGAGCCUAGCAUUGCUAUAGUUUAUAAUCCCAUGCUUGAACAGUUAUUUACUGCACAGAAGGGGGUUGGAGCUUUUUACAACAAUAAGGAAAUGAAAGUUUCUGGAAAGCAGAAUCUUAGUGAAGCUUUGAUUAUGUAUGAAGUUGGAACAUUCAGAAAUGCUGAGAGAAAGAAGGUUACAUUGAAAAAUAUUGAUACAUUGGUUGAUAUAGCACAUGGGUUACGUUCAACUGGAUCAGCUGCUUUAAAUAUGGCUAUGGUAGCUCUUGGUGCUGCCGAUGCAUAUUUUGAAUUUGGAAUUCACGUUUGGGAUAUUGCUGCAGGAGAACUUCUUGUCACUGAAGCUGGUGGUGUUAUCAUGGAUCCUUCUGGUGGCCCAAUAGACAGAUUAUCAAGAAGAGUUUUAGUUGCCAGUUCAAAAGAAUUGGGACAACAAUUAUCUGCUAAAUUGAGUCAGUUCUAUCCAACUCCAGUGGACUAAUCGCUUGAAUGAUGGGGGGUCAGAAAGAGAAACUAUGUAAUAAAAUAUUCAGAUCUUAUUGUAUAGUCGUCAUUAUAACAUAUUUAUUUCUACAGUGGAGUACCUGUAUCUUGUACUUAUAGUAACAAAGUAUAUAUGUGUUAUGUAAAAGCAAAAGAGUUUUUUGGGUA